GUUACGAUUGAAUGAUGAUUAUAGUUCGGAGCCUCGACGCACAUGGGAAAGAAACCUUGCUGACCCCGGCCUGAGGAUGGGAGGGAAUUUGUGUUUCAUUUUUCUCGCGUUUGCAGCUUUUUCUAUAAAGAUGGUUGCGUCAACAUCGGCGCUGGGCAAGAGGGUGGAGGACACGGUGAUGCACAUCUUGAAGAUGAACAUGCCUACAAGCAGAGAAAUUCCAUGCACCGUUGGUGAAGUUUACAUCGGCGAAGGUUAUCCCGUAUUCCAGGCGGCCACAACGAAGGGAACAUUUGAGACGACGUCAAAUACUAAGCCCUACUACGAGACAAUUGUUGUAGAUCUCCCACAACGCGAGCUGCACGAAGCGAGGGUGUCAAUAAGGAGAUACGACAAUAUAUACACGACCGUACUGCGUGUGUUCGAUGACAACUGGAAGUUUGAGGACAUUAAGUUCUGGACGAGUCCAGUGUCUUACAUCAUCGAGUUCAACAUGACUAUCGCCAAACAUACCGGUGUGGUCCACGUUCAACACAGCAAGAUAUACGACAUGUACAUCCAGCACCACUACACGGACCAUCCGCCAUUUUCGUCCAUCCACACCAACAAGAUAAUCAGUGGAAUGCUGACUCACCUUCGCAUCACCUUUCCACUUCGUGAAAUUCUUCAGCCUGAGGCAACUAAUAUCUUGAAUAAUGCAAAAAUAUAUCUAGACUAGAAAAAAUAAAGAAAAAGAAGGAAGAAGGACUGCAGUGAUGUCGGGCUGAUAAGAGGUUUUUGCUUCGCCUGAUAAGAGGUUUUUGCUUCGGCUGAUAAGAGGUUUUUGCUGUUUCGUUUUCGCAAUGCCGAAAUUAAUAAAUGUUCAUCUACUUCCGUA
Molecule: messenger RNA, 877 nt
Organism: Ornithodoros turicata
Lineage: Eukaryota; Metazoa; Arthropoda; Arachnida; Ixodida; Argasidae
Exons: 3
Coding region: 77-718 (213 amino acids)
Source: RefSeq, a predicted model, not a curated record